Messenger RNA from Falco peregrinus (peregrine falcon), 2042 nucleotides. RefSeq names its product complement C3a receptor 1 (gene C3AR1). NCBI's taxonomy places the organism in Eukaryota, Metazoa, Chordata, Aves, Falconiformes, Falconidae. Gene Ontology annotation, biological process: complement receptor mediated signaling pathway; inflammatory response; chemotaxis. Gene Ontology annotation, molecular function: complement component C5a receptor activity; G protein-coupled receptor activity. Gene Ontology annotation, cellular component: plasma membrane. The coding region runs from base 571 to 1686 and encodes 371 amino acids. The record is from RefSeq and is a predicted model, not a curated record. The transcript is spliced from 2 exons.
ACUGGCCUGGGUGUCUGCAGUUGUUGCUCCCGCACAGUCUCACUCCUGUCCCACUAGUGCAGAUAUUUUUUUCCCCCUUUCUUACUAUGCUGUCACAGAGGCACUACCACCAUCACUGAUGAGCUCAGCCUUUGCCAGCAGCGGGUCCGUCUUGCAGCCGGCUGGCAUUGGCUCCAUUGGACAUGGGGGAAGCUUCUGGCAUCUUUCCACAGAAGCCACCCCUGUAUCCCCACCCCCCACCAAAACCUUGCCACGCAGAUCCACUGCACUAUCGUUCCCUUGCUUUCUAUUAUUAUUUUACUCGGGCACUAUAUUAUUUCGACGAUGUUGGGAGAGCUUCAUUUGGUUGACUAUUUUAUCAGCAGAUCAUAUCUAAAUAUUCAAAUAUCAGUCAUUCUAAACCUUUCCAUGAUGAUGAAAGAACAUACUUAGCACACACACUUGCACAUACAGGAAAAAAGCAGUUCCUGAAAUGUCAUGUGAGUUCUUUUCUUCAGUCACCCCAGAGACGAGACUGAUGGUACUUGCUCUCUUGACACAUCGACAUACCUGCUUCACUCAGCUACAGAAAUGCCUGAACUCCUGGAUCACAGCAGUUCACAUGAACAGGCUGCUGUGUAUUAUGCAUCAGAAUCCAUUGUCUCCAUUGUUGUCUUCAUCAUCGUUUUCAUCAUCGGUAUCCCUGGCAAUGGACUGGUGAUCUGGGUAGCUGGUCUGAAAAUGAAAAAGUCUGUGAACAUUGUCUGGUUCCUAAACCUUGCUGUGGCUGACUUCAUGUGCUGCUUGUCCUUGCCGUUUUUUGUUGUUCACCUGGCCCUCCAUGAACACUGGCCAUAUGGUUGGUUCCUCUGCAAAAUCAUCCCAUCAGUCAUAAUCUUCACUAUGUUUGCUAGUGUCUUCCUACUUGUGGCCAUCAGCAUUGACCGGUGCCUCCUUGUGAUGAAACCUGUCUGGUGCCAAAAUCAUCGGACAGUGAAACCUGUAUCAAUAAUAUGCCUUGGCAUUUGGAUCCUAGCCUUCAUUUUCUGCUGUCCUGUCUUCUACUACCGUGACACUAGCACUCUUGAGAACAGAACUCACUGUGGGUACAGUUUUGGAGAUUUUGAGGAGCAAGAUCAUAUAGAGGGUUCUGUAAAUGAGUUAUUGGAAGAAUACCCAUCUUUAGCCUACAACGGUAAUGACACAUGGGGAAAUUCCUACGAAGAUCUCUCUUCUGUGCCGCUUCCCUUAGUGCUAAUUAACAUCACUAGAGCUGUCUUUGGCUUUGUACUCCCCUUUGGCAUAAUGGCAGUUUGCUAUGCUCUUAUUGCUUUCAGAAUGCGUGCCAAUCAGUUUCACAAGCCACGCAACAAGAUGCUGCGAACAAUUGUGCUCGUGGUAGCUGCAUUCUUCAUCUGCUGGGCUCCGUACCACGUAGUUGGGAUUCUGUCCAUUGUACCUACUCUUGAAACAAUGGAGGAGUCAUUGAUCCUCUGGGAUCACCUCUCUACAGCACUUGCCUAUGCCAACAGCUGCAUUAACCCCCUGCUCUAUGUUUUUGUGGGACGGGACUUCAGGGCAAAGGCAUGGCAAUCAGUGCAACAAAUCUUGGAAAAUGCCUUUACUGAUGAACCAACACGUUCGACCACUUACUCCCUUCAUGGAAGCAAGAGUUCAACAGAGAAGGAUGUAAGCAGCACAGUGUAAUGCAGAACCACUGUAGAAAGAGGGCCAUGGGCCCGCACAUCAAUCACUCUCCACAGCUUUUCUUUUGCUCCAAGACAUUUGAGUAAUUUGCAGAUCCACACACAGGACACCAAGACUGUCCAGAUCAUAACAGCUAACCGCUUUUACAUUCUGCUCUAGAGAGAUGGGACACUGGAAGUACCCAGAAUAAUAAUCUGAGGGAAGACUCCGGUGAAGCAGGAAACACAGAAUGCUCUAUAGAAGAAAGCAAGAUCACGUAGUUUAACCUCCAAAUUGCUGGAUGAGAAUGUCAUUAGAAUUAUUUGCGUAUGUCUAUGUUCUACAUCCGUCGUUGAUAAACUGCAGAUGAAACUAAC